UUAUGGGCAUUUGUUCAUCAAAAAAGGAAAUAGACAAAAUAGAAGUACCUAAUAAAUCAUUUUUCGAUUUUGAAAUUAAUGACAUUGAUGGCAAUUUAGUUUAAUUGUCACAAUUUUAAGGUAAAAAAGCUUAUAUUUGUGUUAAUGUGGCUUGUUCUUGUCGUUUAACCACAUAGAACUAUGUUGAAUUAGUUGAAAUGUAUAAGCAAUACAAGUAUAUCAUAUUAAAAUUAAUAGAGAUUAAGGUUUAGAAAUUCUAGGGUUUCCAUGUAACUAAUUUAAGAAUUAAGAAAGUAAACCAGAACCAGAAAUAAAAAAUUAUGUUACAUAAAAAUAUGGAGCUCAUUUUCCAUUAUUUUAGUACUUAAAUAAUAUAUAUUUUAUUAGGAAAAUAGAAGUAAAUGGAAAUAAAGCUCAUGAAAUUUAUUAAUAUUUACGAUAUAAUAGUGAAUUGAAGAUAAAUAAUAAAAAUGAAGUAAAGUAUGUUCCAUGGAACUUUUCAAAAUUUUUGCUUGAUGGGAAUGGAAAUGUAAUAAAUUAUUAUUGUCCUGAUGUUUGUCCAAAUGAAAUGAUUAAAGAUAUUGAAAGAUUAUUAAAGAAUUGA
Messenger RNA from Paramecium pentaurelia, 604 nucleotides. NCBI's taxonomy places the organism in Eukaryota, Ciliophora, Oligohymenophorea, Peniculida, Parameciidae. The record is from the annotation of a GenBank genome assembly.